CAUCACUCUUCCUAGGGUUCAUCGUCGCUCUCAGUUUUAUCUUAUCGUCCGAAUUUUGAAAAGUUUUGAUUCCAUGGGGAAGUGCUACCCAACUGUCAGUGAGGAGUACAACAAGGCUAUUGACAAAGCCAGGAGGAAGCUCAGAGGAUUUAUUGCUGACAAGAAAUGUGCUCCGCUGAUGCUCCGUCUUGCAUGGCACUCUGCUGGUACAUAUGAUGUGAAGACAAAAACUGGAGGUCCUUUCGGCACCAUGAGGUUUAAGGUUGAGCUAGGCCAUGCUGCCAACAAUGGUCUUGACAUUGCUGUCAGGCUACUGGAGCCUAUUAAGGAACAAUUUCCCAUCAUCUCAUAUGGAGACUUCUAUCAGUUGGCUGGUGUUGUUGCUGUCGAAGUUACUGGAGGACCAGAUGUUCCUUUCCACCCCGGAAGAGUGGACAAAGAAGAGCCCCCAAUUGAAGGGCGUCUUCCUGAUGCAAACCAGGGAAAUGACCAUCUGAGGAAUGUGUUCGUUGAGACCAUGGGUCUUGAUGACAAGGACAUUGUAACCCUCUCUGGUGGCCAUACUCUGGGAGCUGCCCACAAGGAGCGAUCUGGUUUUGAAGGACCAUGGACUUCUAAUCCUCUUAUCUUUGACAACAGCUACUUCACGGAACUUCUUGCUGGUGAGAAGGAAGGGCUCUUGAAGCUACCUACCGACAAGGCUCUUCUUGCCGAUCCUGUAUUCCGACCCUUGGUUGAGAAAUAUGCUGCUGAUGAGGAUGCCUUCUUUGCUGAUUAUGCAGUUUCCCACAUGAAACUCUCUGAGUUGGGAUUUGCAGAGGCUUAAGGAUUGCAAUGAGAGGGGUGAAAAGGCGAGGGAGGGCGACUACCUGCUGCAAUCAUCAUGAUCAUCAACUUCAUUUAAAUGUUUAGGUGGUUUUGUUUUGUUCUGUUUUGUUUUAAAGGGAUUAAAAACACAAUUGUGGAGGCUCUUUUGGUAUUUGGUGCAGCAGUUAGCUAUUACUGAACGAUGGAUCUCAUCCUACCUUUUUACUUGAAAGAAUUUGGUUUAGUUUUGUUUUGUUCCAUUACAUGUGUGGCUUGGUUUUGAA
Molecule: messenger RNA, 1091 nt
Organism: Cynara cardunculus var. scolymus (artichoke)
Lineage: Eukaryota; Viridiplantae; Streptophyta; Magnoliopsida; Asterales; Asteraceae
Product: L-ascorbate peroxidase, cytosolic-like
Exons: 10
Coding region: 74-826 (250 amino acids)
Biological process (GO): response to reactive oxygen species; cellular response to oxidative stress; hydrogen peroxide catabolic process
Molecular function (GO): peroxidase activity; heme binding
Source: RefSeq, a predicted model, not a curated record